CUUUGGAUGAAGACGUCAUGUCAUUUCUAUUCCGUUCGCCAAAGGAAAUUGAAACGGGAAUCUAGGUCGUCAGUAUUGAUUUUUGCAAUAUCCUUCAAACAAAAGGCGCAGCUCCGCAUCGUUGAACGCUACAAGCUUCAUGAAUUCCUGAAACCAGAUAAAACAACAAAUAAAUAUGCCUGACGCGGAGCUGACAGCUCCGACCGUCGAGAAUGUUCGCGUCGUGGUCAGAGUCCGUCCGAUGGAUCAGCGGGAGAAAUUGGACGGGUCAUACAACUGUGUCUCCGUGGAUGCCCUGAACAACACAGUAGCUGUCACCAGGAACAACGUGACUCCACCGGAACCACCCAGGGUUUACGCUUACGAUGCAGUCUUUGACAGCAAUACUAGCCAGAUGGACAUAUACGUUCAGACAGCAAGUCCUAUAGUGGAACAAGUUCUUAAAGGGUACAAUGGGACUAUCUUCGCGUACGGACAGACGGGGACAGGCAAAACCUACACAAUGGCUGGCAGCAACACCGCACCAGAGUUACGGGGGAUCAUUCCAAACUCCUUCGCGCAUAUUUUCAGCCAUAUUGCUAAAGCUAAUGAGGAUGAGAAAUUCCUCGUAUGUGUGACGUACUUGGAGAUUUACAAUGAGGAGGUGCGCGACCUCCUUGGUAACAAUCCUCACCAGAGCCUCGAGGUGAAGGAGCGCCCAGACAUCGGGGUCUUCGUGAAAGACCUGACAGGCUAUGUGGUUCACAACGCGGAUGAGCUAGAGAAAAUAAUGGCGGUUGGCAACAAAAACCGUCAUAUAGGCGCCACGGCUAUGAACACUGAGAGUUCCCGGUCUCACGCCAUCUUCUCCAUCACAGUGGAGAGCAGCAAGAAAGGCGCGGACAAUAAGAUGCACGUCAAGAUGGGAAAGCUACACCUUGUGGAUUUGGCUGGUUCAGAACGGCAAAGCAAGACGCAGGCAACGGGCACUCGUCUGAAAGAAGCAACUAAAAUCAACCAAUCUCUCUCAGUGCUGGGCAACGUGAUCUCAGCGCUGGUCGACGGGAAGUCCACUCACAUACCGUACAGGAACUCUAAACUGACCCGAUUACUGCAAGACUCGCUCGGAGGCAACUCUAAGACUGUUAUGAUAGCUACCAUAGGGCCGGCGGACACGAACUACGUUGAGACAAUAAGCACGCUCCGUUACGCGAACCGCGCGAAGAAUAUCGAAAACAAGACUCAUGUUAACAGCGAGCCGGGAGACGCAUUGCUUACCAGAUUCCAACAGGAGAUCGACCAACUCAAGAAACAACUUGAUGAAUGCACUAAUGAAGAGGAAGAAGUUGAAGAAGAAGGCGAGGGAGAGUUAUCAGAAGAGGACUUGUCAGACGAUACUCUUACUGAUCCGGAGGCCGACGUACUGGACCCUACGGAGAAGAAGAUCAGACGCAAGCUAAGAAGGGAGGAGAAGGAGAAACUGAACAGAGAGAAAGCUCAUCUCGCACGAAAGGUCCUUGAAGAGAAGAAAGCUGAACUGCAGAGAACUAAAAAACAACAAGAGGAGCUUAAGGAUAAGCUUCAACGUCUAGAGUCCAAAGUGUUAGUGGGCGGCGAGAACUUGCUGGACAAAGCGGACGCCCAGCGCCAGCUACUGGAGCAAGCUGCUAGAGAACUCGAGCUUAGAAGGCUCAAUGAGCUACGGUUGCAGGAGGAUUUGCAGAAGAAAGAGGCUGAACGUCUAGAUCUAGAAGAAAGAUAUUCAAGUCUUCAAGAAGAAAAUGCAGCGAAAACUCGCAAGUUGAAGCGAGCGGUACAACUCCUGAACUCCGCUAAGGCAGAGCUGGCUGACCAGCAGCGGGAACAGCAGAGGGAAAUGGAGGGAAUCCUGGACAGUGUGAGGGCCCUCAAGAGGGAAAUACAACUCGCUGACCUUGUACUAGAUUCUUAUAUUCCUAAGGAGUAUCAGGCUUUGAUCGAGCAGUACGUCCACUGGAACGAGCAGCUGGGCGAGUGGCAGGUCAAGUGCGUCGCGUACACCGGGAACAACAUGAGCGCGCCGCAUCACUCCGCCACGCAUGCGCACACCAAACAUGUUGAACCCCCAGACCUAUCGGACCGCUACCUCUCCUACGGCUCAGUGAGCAGUCGUCCCGGCACUCGCCUGGCUCGCCCUCACACCUCCGCCGUACCGCGACCUCACACCGCCCUCCGUCAAAGGCAGUAAUCAACACAUAUAUUACUAUCGGCCCGUACAUGCUUCGCUAUAUAAUACAAGAAGAACCGCUCGACAGAUUUUGUGCAAACUUCAUAUACAGUGUGGUAGGUUAAAUGAGGGACCACAGACAACUCAACCUAAAGACCGC
Molecule: messenger RNA, 2345 nt
Organism: Spodoptera exigua (beet armyworm)
Lineage: Eukaryota; Metazoa; Arthropoda; Insecta; Lepidoptera; Noctuidae
Source: the annotation of a GenBank genome assembly